Molecule: messenger RNA, 477 nt
Organism: Sphenostylis stenocarpa
Lineage: Eukaryota; Viridiplantae; Streptophyta; Magnoliopsida; Fabales; Fabaceae
Source: the annotation of a GenBank genome assembly
AUGAGGCCUCCGACUCUCAACAUUUUCCCAUCUAAGCCUAUGCACGUAGAGCCAUCAUCAUCCAAGUCCAAGGUUAACGUAGAGUUAGUUUCUCCGCAAACAAGUGGUUCAAAGAGACCAUCAGAGCCGUCGAUGGAGUUGGCCAACCCUCGAAACGAAGCUGCUUCUGCUCCACAACCACCCAAAGCUGUCAAGCGAGAGACCAAUCGCAAAGGUCCAACGUCAAGUUCUGAACAAGAAGGACCUAAAACACCAGAUCCUAAGACACUGAGAAGACUUGCUCAGAAUAGAGAGGCAGCUAGGAAAAGCAGGCUUAGGAAAAAGGUAAGCGAUUCCCCAGGAAGAUUAUUUGAACUCAACCCUGAUAUUUUACACUCUUUUGGUAAGAUUUUCAAAGGUCCCCUUAUUGGUCAUGUGCCAUUGGAUUUCUCCUCUUUCACUCUCUCAGGCAUAUGUUCAACAACUAGAGUCAAGUAG